AAUGCUGAUAGUUAUGACCAGAGCGCAUUACAGGCAGUUCAGCUGGAAGAUGGCACCACGGCUUACAUCCACCAAGCAGUGCAAGUCCCACAGUCUGAUACCAUCCUACCAAUUCAGGCUGAUGGUACAGUGGCAGAUCUGCAUACUGGGGAUGUCACAAUUGAUUCUGAAACCAUCAAUGCUUUGGAACAGUAUGCAAAGGUAUCCAUUGAUGGAAGUGAAAGUAUAACAGGUACUGGAAUGAUUGGAGAAAAUGAGCAAGAGAAAAAAAUGCAGAUUGUCUUACAAGGACAUGCAGCAAGACUAACUGCUAAAUCUCAACAGAGUGGAGAGAAGGCGUUUCGAUGUGAAUAUGAUGGAUGUGGGAAAUUAUAUACAACAGCUCAUCAUCUUAAGGUUCAUGAGAGGUCACACACCGGAGACCGGCCUUAUCAGUGUGAGCAUCCUGGCUGUGGGAAAGCAUUUGCAACAGGUUAUGGAUUAAAAAGUCAUGUCAGAACUCACACAGGAGAAAAGCCAUAUCGGUGUUCAGAAGAUAAUUGUACUAAAUCCUUUAAAACUUCAGGAGAUCUACAAAAACAUAUCAGAACUCAUACAGGAGAAAGACCCUUUAAAUGUCAUUUUGAAGGCUGUGGUCGGUCUUUUACAACAUCAAAUAUCAGAAAAGUGCAUAUUAGGACACACACAGGAGAAAGACCUUAUUACUGCACAGAACCAGGAUGUGGAAGGGCAUUUGCCAGUGCAACCAAUUAUAAAAACCAUGUGAGGAUACACACAGGGGAAAAGCCAUAUGUUUGUACAGUCCCUGGGUGUGAUAAAAGGUUUACAGAAUAUUCUAGUUUGUAUAAACAUCAUGUUGUUCACACUCAUUCCAAACCUUACAACGGUAAACACUGUGGGAAGACAUAUAAGCAGAUCUCCACGCUGGCCAUGCACAAACGGACCGCCCACAACGACACAGAGCCAAUCGAGGAGGAGCAGGAAGCCGCCUUUGAGCCUCCGCCAGGUCAAGGUGAAGAUGUUCUUAAAGGGCCCCAGAUCACAUAUGUCACAGGUGUAGAAGGGGAUGAUGUUGUGUCUACACAAGUAGCCAUGGUAACCCAGUCUGGGUUGAGUCAACAGGUUACACUCAUAUCCCAGGAUGGGACUCAGCAUGUCAACAUAUCUCAAGCUCACAUGCAAGCCAUUGGCAAUACCAUCACAAUGGUAACGCAGGAUGGCACACCCAUCACAGUCCCUGCUCAUGAUGCAGUCAUCUCCUCAGCAGGGACACGCUCUGUUGCUAUGGUAACUGCCGAGGGUACAGAAGGGCAGCAGGUUGCAAUUGAGGCUCAGGACUUGGCAGCAUUCCACACUGAAUCGUCAGAAAUGGGGCACCAGCAGCACAGCCAUCACUUAGUAACCACAGAAACUAGACCUCUGACCUUAGUGGCAACAUCCAAUGGUACCCAGAUUGCAGUUCAGCUUGGAGAACAGCCAUCUCUGGAAGAAGCCAUCAGAAUAGCAUCCAGGAUCCAACAAGGAGAAACACCAGGGCUGGAUGACUAAUCCCAAGAGCAAUAAAGCCAGAGGAGCCUUUCAUCUUCAGGCAGCAGAGCUCAAGGAAGCCUGGGGCCCAGGAAAAUGAUAACUUUUCCAUUCCUCAUCACUGUACACAUUUUUAUGCAAGAGUGGAGAACAUUUUAUUCUUGACACUUUUGUGUAUAUAACCCUUGGAAUAGAUUUCCAAAUUGAUUCAUUGUGUACAAGGAAGUAUGAAAUUAGGGCAAUCCAGUAAAUUUUCACAUUACUCUUUUAUCACAUUGCAGACUCCUAGAG
Messenger RNA from Myotis brandtii (Brandt's bat), 1818 nucleotides. Its product is annotated as zinc finger protein 143. Gene Ontology annotation, molecular function: RNA polymerase II cis-regulatory region sequence-specific DNA binding; DNA-binding transcription factor activity, RNA polymerase II-specific. Lineage: Eukaryota; Metazoa; Chordata; Mammalia; Chiroptera; Vespertilionidae. Gene Ontology annotation, cellular component: nucleus. Gene Ontology annotation, biological process: regulation of transcription by RNA polymerase II; central nervous system development. The transcript has 3 exons. The annotation marks the transcript as partial. The record is from RefSeq and is a predicted model, not a curated record.